UCUUCCCACUGCCUGCCAUCUUCCCACCACUCAGGACCUCUCCUCAACAUCUCUGCUUCAGGCUUACCUGCUUCCAUCUCGCAGCAGUUCCUUGAUGAGCUCCAGGGAACACGCAGGAUUUGUCCUCCAACAUCACAUGCUAAAUGUCAGAACAGCCAAGUGAGGGCCUUUAAGACAGAGGUCCUGACUUAGGCCCUGACUUGUCACAGGGGCAGAUUUAUGGAUUCACCAUCACCAUGCAGACUCCUCCUCAAACUCCUCCUGUUUUUAACAUUACUAACAUUAGGUGUUUCUCUGGAGUGUGAAACAUGUACCAGCGCAUCUAAGAACUGCUCAGGCCCAAUGGCAGUAUGUGAUGAAAAGAGCGAAACCUGCCUCGUCUCCUAUACUGCGAUCACUUCACCUGGAAACAUAGAAGAAAAAACCGAGAAAGGUUGUGGAAGCACUUACAGGUGCACAUUCCCUCCAAUUUACUUCAAUAUGGGCCCAAAAGUUUACAGGUCACACUGGGUCUGUUGCAUGGGAGAGACUUGCAAAUCUGUUACUGUUCAUUUACCACCAUUGAUGAGAACAAAUAAUGGAUAUCAGUGUCCUGGAUGCUAUGCACGGUCAGAAUCCUGCACACCAGAGACGGUGAAUUGUACUGGAUGGGAUAAAAGUUGCUUUGAGAUAGCUUCACAUGCAGAAUCCAGUAAUGGAAGCCACAUAGACAGAACAAUGAUGGGCUGCACGAAUAGGUUUGUGUGUGCUACAAUGGAGACAGAACGCGGCAUUCAUUGGUACGGUAGUGGCAGUGUCCAGAAGGCCCAGUGUAAACCAAUAUCUGACCACGGUUCUCGAUCCACCAGCCUCUGCCUGACACUCAUCUCUGCACUCCUGAUGAUGAAGUUUUUCUUGGAUAAGGCACUAGCAUAGCAGUACAACUACACUAGAUUCAAUUAGGACUCCAAGGUGUAUCUUCUCCAUUUUAACAACAUGCAGGUUGGCCUUCCAUAUUAAUCUUCACUGCUUUCCUCAGGGAAAAAUAAAC
Molecule: messenger RNA, 1030 nt
Organism: Sceloporus undulatus (fence lizard)
Lineage: Eukaryota; Metazoa; Chordata; Lepidosauria; Squamata; Phrynosomatidae
Product: phospholipase A2 inhibitor gamma subunit B-like
Exons: 7
Coding region: 220-915 (231 amino acids)
Cellular component (GO): extracellular region
Molecular function (GO): phospholipase inhibitor activity
Source: RefSeq, a predicted model, not a curated record